Messenger RNA from Cephus cinctus (wheat stem sawfly), 2383 nucleotides. RefSeq names its product TWiK family of potassium channels protein 7. Gene Ontology annotation, biological process: potassium ion transmembrane transport; stabilization of membrane potential. Lineage: Eukaryota; Metazoa; Arthropoda; Insecta; Hymenoptera; Cephidae. The record is from RefSeq and is a predicted model, not a curated record. Gene Ontology annotation, cellular component: membrane. The transcript has 7 exons. Bases 388 to 1728 code for a protein of 446 amino acids. Gene Ontology annotation, molecular function: potassium ion leak channel activity.
UACAAAACACUCUCAGUUACCACAAAAACUUUGAAUAAAAUCCUAUGAAUCACACAGCCAUUGGUUCCAUGAAAAUAAAAGUAAUUAUAAUUUAUUUCUUAAAAUAAGACAAUGAAAUGCACUUGUAAUUGCACAAUGUAUACUAUGGGAUCGGACACGUGGGAAAGUACGUCACAGCGCGCGCGACUGCGUGCAGCCGAUAACUUCUUGCGUACUCAAAAGCGCAAUCUCUCCGUCGCCAGAUUCCAGGGUCAAGUAUUUCUGUCAGUUGCGUUCCCACGUUCUUCGACGAUCGCAAUGCCAAAGAUUGUCUCCAGCGCAUAAAAGUAACAAAGAGUCGCUGAUAACGCGGUACAACUUCGUUUGAUUCGUGCCGAGUGAAUUAUUAUGACAAUCACUGAGAAAACGGAACUAAGGCGCCAGCGUUACGACAAUGAAAACGCGGAUCCUGAAAUUCGGCCUGAACGUAAAUGUGAGAAAAAUUUAAGUGGAGCAAAACGGAAACAUUGUCGAGGAUCCAACGAUGCGAGAGUACUCGACGGAGGCUGGAAAGGAAUCUUUCGUGAGACGUCAAUUGAGAAAUUGAAACACGUUGCGGAACCCAUUGGCUUACUUCUUGCUCUGAUGCUCUACACCUGCAUUGGCGGCAUGGUAUUUCGAGAACUCGAACUUCCGGCUGAAAUAUCAAGGAUGACUCGCUUGCGCGAAGCUCUUUGCAGUCAGAGAAAACAUCUUGUGAGGACGAUAACCAAUAACGCUAACGCGUCGAAUCUGGACAGUCUGGGGGCGGUGUUCCAGGUGAACGUCAAGCUGCGCGCUUACGAGUUGGCCGUUCAGGAAGCGACCGAGGCUGGACUGGCUGUAGGUCUUGCGGGAGAAAUUGAAGAAAUAUUAAAGAACCGAAGCGUCGGCGAUCCUAACGAGCGCUGGGGGAUCUCGCACUCGAUUUUCUUUGCCAGCACCGUUCUCACGACAAUCGGAUAUGGAAAUGUCGUUCCCAUUACUCAUUGGGGCAAACUUUUUUGCAUCCUUUUCGCCCUGGUCGGUAUACCCUUGACGUUGACGGUGAUCGCCGGUUGGGGAAGACUACUCGCCGAAGCCGUUUCCGCGAUUGCUGCAGAAAUUACGCCCAAUUUACCCACGUCAAUUGCGUCCUGCAUGCCGACGAACAUGGCUGGAAGACGCUCGCUCGGUGCGUUCGCCGCAGUCGUGUCCCUGUUUCUCUAUCUGGCCUGCGGUGCUGCUAUGUUUAUGCUUUUCGAAAAGGACUGGGACUUCUUCGACAGCUUUUACUUUUGCUUCAUUACUAUGACCACCAUUGGUUUCGGCGAUCUGGUGCCUAAGAAACCGGAAUACGCUCUAUUGUGUACACUCUACUUCCUAUUGGGUCUUGCCUUGACAAGUACCAUAAUCGAGCUUGUCAGAAGACAGUACGCUCAAUCAUGGAGAAGACUUCAAGCACUGAGUGGCCCACUAGCCGAAACUCUCAAGAGAAUAGGCGAACACGCGGGCGGCGACAUGUCAGCUUUACACUCCGAUCUCAGGAGGGUCCUCACGAUUGUUUCAAUGCCACGACUCAAACGUUCCGGCGUCAUGGGUAUUGACGACUCAAAGAAUCGUGAGUGGGAAGAAGCUGUCGAAGCGGUCCUACGAGAAAUCACGACCGUAUCGCCACCGACACUUAAAAAGCCUCUUAUGCAAAUAGUCAUUUACGAAUCUAGUGUUUGAUCGUCAAUGUAUUGGGUUGACAACAGAAAGUAUUGCGGAUUUGUUCGUUUCCUUCUUAUUUAAAAUCCGCAAUCAUUUAGUUGCCAACCGAAUAUCUUCGGAAUCGGCAAUGCCAUUCGUUACCGUACCCUGCCGCUAAUCCAUAAACCUUACAACUAUUCAAAUACACCUGCUGUGGCACGACAGAACGAUCUGCCCUUGCGACUGACCAUAACGAGAAUGCAGGCGAAUACACGGAACGGAGCGGGUGAUCAUUUUGACCGUGAUACUGACAAUAAUUCAUAAUACGUAAGUACAUUGUCGCAACGAUAGUAGCAGUUUAAUGGAAGGAAGCAGCCGAUGCACGUUGCCACAUUUUUCCUUUGUUACACGGAUCCUGACCAUUCGCUCGCAGAAUUGAAUUUCAAUUUACCGUUACAAUUCACAUAAGAACCACGCAUAUAACCAUAUAAUGCGCAUUUCUAUCAAACUACACUGUUACACCAAUGUACAAGAGAACGCGAAAGGUACGUGGCAGAGCUUCGAUUUCAAUCUUUAAAAUUUAACUUAAGGCUUAUUAUCGUAUUUAUUUUUAAAAGAAAAUCUACAAAUCAAAAACAUCAAAUGUCAACUCAACGUAAUUGCCAAAAUAUAAUCGACCAAGAUAUACCUUGUA